CUGCCACCUCUCUAACCAUGGCUCGCCUCUCUGCCAACCUGUUGUGACUCUUCUGGUCGCCUCGUUCGCCUCACAGGCGCUCGCUGGGUUCAUGGGCGGUGCUUCAACCUUCGCUCCCGCGGGCGCAGCCAUCGUCGCCAAGUGGAACAAGGCCAAGCCGGGCUUUUCUCAAGACGUCGUCGCGUACGAUUCCGUGGGAUCCGGCACCGGAAUCACGGGCUUCAACAGCGGCACCUACCUCAUUGCCGUCUCCGAUGACCCCAUGACCGCCGCGCAAGAGGGCGCCGGCUUCUCUGCCAGCCCCGGCAAGAUCACCGUGCCGCUGUGCGUCUCCACGUUCGGCUUCUUCUAUAACGGGAAGCCCGGCCUUGUGCUGACGGCGACUCAGUCCUACCAGAUCUACAGCGGCACAAUCGCCACGUGGGCGGGCGUUGCAGGCGCUUCAGCCAAGGGCCUUACGGGGGCCAUCACCCGCGUCGCUCGCAGCGACAAGUCCGGAUCGACCGCCAUCGUGAAGACCAUGUGGUCCAAGGCCGCGACGGGGUUCUCUGGCGCGACGGACGGCGUUGCUCUGACUUUCGACGGCCUCUCCAAGGUGGAGGGCACGAGUGCCGUGUGCGCCGCAGUUCUCGCCACCAAGGGCGCUAUCGGGUACGCUUUCACCGGAGGCUGCAGCACGGUGUACAACAAGAGGAAUCCCAACCUUAAGAACCGCGUGAUUGCUUCUUUGAAGAACGCUAACGGCGUGGCUGUCGCACCUCCUUCUUGGUCCCCCGGCUCUGCUCUCACCGGCUCCCCGCCCGCGGCUGACGGGUCGUGGGCGGCUGUGGAUUUCAUCUGGAAGGCCGGAGCUAAGACCCCGCCCAUGGUGUCGAUGGAGUUCGCGUUCAUCCGCAAGUCGCUGACGGGUGUGACCGGCGGAAGAUCGCCAAGGCGUUCAUGCAGUACAUGAUCGGCUCGUUCGCUAAGGGCGGGUAUGGGUUCUCAGCCACCCCGGCUGCCUGGAAGAGCAAGUCCAUUACCAUGGUGAAUGCCAUCGCUGCGGAUAAGUAGGAGCAGAGUAAUUCUCGCCAUCUGGAUAUUUUGAGUGCGUUGUUUAUCAUACUUGACGCAGACAUUGCAGUCGUCACCUGUGCAUGGUGCUACUAGCCCAUUCAUUAGAAAUGUCAUGCGUGAUGCUUUUUACUUGGUUCUGGCUUUGUUAGUACU
Messenger RNA from Closterium sp. NIES-67, 1209 nucleotides. The record is from the annotation of a GenBank genome assembly. Lineage: Eukaryota; Viridiplantae; Streptophyta; Zygnematophyceae; Desmidiales; Closteriaceae.